AUGCGAGGGACCACGAAUACCUCUCGUAUCUCGGAUCAGCAUGUUGCACAGAAAGCGAGAAGAAAUCGCACGGCCGAGUCUUUGAGCUGUGGUGCUAGCCACCCAAACUCACUGUCAACCAUCCCCCAAGCCUCGAGAAGAUGGAAUGCGAAAUUAGGAUACGAUCACAAUAAACCCCUUCCACCGCCGCCUCCAGAUCUCCCGCAAGCCGGCAUGAAGACCACAGAUAUUCUAACAGCAUCUACGCAAAAGACUGACGGCAGUAAUAGCUCACGGGGGUCUUUGGGCGCAACAACUGUGAAUAUUGCCCCCCUCGGCCAGUGUAAUCAUGAGCAAACUAGCGAAGACACACACCGCUCAAAUCAUUCGUCUCAUACCGGAGGCGUUUUCUCGAUCCAGGAAUCGGGAAGCGUGGAACCUGCUCGCAUCGGGAUUCCCUAUGACAGUGAACAUGAGAAUGGACCUCUUAAAGACCCUUCUACGAUCUCAUUGGGUCCUCGUCAUGGUCAGGCUUUUGGGCUGGAUGCUUAUCGAUUAUGCGACCACAACGUCGUCCCCAGCACUGUUGGUGCAGGGUGUGAUGGCACAGACCCAACCAGCGAUUAUGAAUCCCUUCAGCAUCAAGGGGAUGCCGGUCAUAUAACACUCAUUCGCAGCCGUCAACGUCCAGAGAUGACCACGGACUUCACAGUUGUCGACUUUCUGCAAGAUGUGGAUGACCGAACUCUUGACUCCUCUUCUGUGUACUCACAAGACACGGGUACUACAGUCCAUAGGCCCCAGCUCAAAUCGAAGCAUAAUUAUUUGAAACUCUUUGAGCGGCUUGUCGAUGACGAUGGCGCUGUCAUUCUUGCUUCAGCCCAAUUGCCUCCAUUUGGUUCUUUUAUGAGCUUAAGGCGGCCAUGCAAAUUCCUCGUGCUCCGGUCAUUCAUCAUCAUCACACGCUCCUCACUCCACAUCUCUGUAAACAUGUCUCGAACAACGGAUGAUGGCUCCGGCGGACAAGUCGUUGACUAUGGCUUUCAAGUAGCAUCAUGCGGAUGGCCAUCCAGAUAUGAGUACAUGGCAGAUAUCCGAGCCUCAAGCCAGUCUUCUAGCAUCUCCGUCGACUUGCCAUCUGGCCAUAGCCCAGUUCACAAGAAUCGCUAUCCGCGAUUAACUCCCAUCUAUGAGGAGGCUACCACGUCCCAAUCUGCAUAUUCAGUUGCGAAAAUGGAACUUCCAUCAUCAUCUCAAUCGUCUGCUUCCAGCCACGGUGUGGCCGAAACAGAUUAUACGCGACCUUCUCUCACAGUAACUUCUCGCCAACACCAUCAAUUUAAUGUCGAACGAUCUACAAUGAUCAUUCGGUCGGAAGAUAUCCUUCCAUUAUUGUCAAUUCCGCGAUUCUUCGAGGUCGCAGAAUCACUGCAACUCCCAGGGGACCAUUGGUGCACGUUGGUAAGAUCCGGACUCUAUCUUGGUGGAACAUUAGAGACAUGGCUAUGCGAAGCGUCUGGCAUCGAAAUGUGCUCAAACCAUCCCUUAGGAUCCUCUAGCACGACCGCAGAAGAAAUAUCUCAUCCAUCAAUGCUGGCUGCAAUUCGCGUGUCCUCACCUGACGAGUGGUCGCCUUUUUGGGAGCAUCCAUGCCGCUUAGUUUUCGGCAUUCUCUUGGGUCUGAAAUCUUGCUAUCCACGACCUCCUCAUCGAGCAGGUGAUGGUAACUCAGGAAAUCGAGGAGAGAGCAGGGAGUUUGAGGUCUCCUCAAUGGGAAGUAUCCGGCUCAUCCGAAGCACCGUAGACAGCAAUCGCCCACCAUUCCGAUCACGGAUGCUAUUUCAGAACCUCCCGUCUCAAUGCGUAGGGCAUUAUCGUGGACAUCUGCAUAAGUGUAUAUGUAUUGUUUCUGUACCCAUCACCACUGAGAGUACCGACAGGACCGGGUAUGGCGAAUAUACUAGUGAUUCACAAGGUUCCGAUGGACAAGUGGACUGCAAUAGUGUGAAUGAGCAAGCUGCAGCUGUCAAGCGCAGCAGAGAAGAUAGUGAAGUCACGGAUCUGCCUCAAAAGCAGGCCCGACUAACAGGAACAUAG
Messenger RNA from Laetiporus sulphureus 93-53, 2076 nucleotides. RefSeq lists its product as uncharacterized. The transcript has 16 exons. The record is from RefSeq and is a predicted model, not a curated record. NCBI's taxonomy places the organism in Eukaryota, Fungi, Basidiomycota, Agaricomycetes, Polyporales, Laetiporaceae. The coding region runs from base 1 to 2076 and encodes 691 amino acids.